This is a messenger RNA of Eruca vesicaria subsp. sativa (arugula), 330 nucleotides long. The record is from the annotation of a GenBank genome assembly. Lineage: Eukaryota; Viridiplantae; Streptophyta; Magnoliopsida; Brassicales; Brassicaceae.
AUGCUCACAUACUAUGACAUGAGCAUAUACUUUGCUGAAAGGAUCGUACAAUCAGCAUCCUCAUUUAUUAAUACCGAGCUUAAUCGUCUCACCAAUUAUGAAGAGAAGAGUGUACACAUCAUAUUAUAUCUGACAGAUUUCAAUCCACAUUCAGUCCACAGAAUUGACGUCGACAUUGCUACAACAAACCUCCAUUCUGAGAAGAGAACGCCCUCACUAAUGGAAGAAGGUGAAAUGUGCACAGUAUGCAUGGAGAAAAUUGUAACAGGUAAUUCUAUAAAUGAACUGCAAUGUUACCAUAUACAUCAUCACCAAUGCAUUGUUGACUGA